AUGCGUCUCUCUUCUGUCGUCUCUGUCGCCAUUGCAAUUGUUUGCUUGACGACAUCCCAUUUUGCCCAAGCCAGGAUUUCGUUACCAGACCUCGUCGGUGGAAGGGACGAUGCUGCCAGCAUGAAAAGAAUUCGAACAAGCAAAGAGAAUGAGGAGGAACGAGGUGCACUUAAGACAAUUACAAACAUCGCUAACAGGGUGCAAGUCAAAACAGCGGCGAACGGUUUGCUGGCAGAUUCUGGCAAGGCGCAUGGCGUAUACAGAAAGUGGGCUGCGAAGGGUUAUACUUUGGACGACAUUCGUAACUUCUUAAAAGUGACGGACCCCAAGAUGAAGGGAAAGUACCAACAAAUCGUCGACGACUACAAUAGGCACCUUUUCCUGAAUUGGGCGGCACAGCUGGCCCAACAUAGAAUCGAACGCUGA
Molecule: messenger RNA, 426 nt
Organism: Phytophthora infestans T30-4
Lineage: Eukaryota; Oomycota; Peronosporomycetes; Peronosporales; Peronosporaceae
Product: secreted RxLR effector peptide protein, putative
Exons: 1
Coding region: 1-426 (141 amino acids)
Source: RefSeq, a predicted model, not a curated record